CUCAACACCACGGUCCACCGCACCCCAGAGCUCCACCAGCACCCGCCGCCCUGGUUGACGGCCCUCUGCAUUUCCACCAGCACCAGCAAUUGCGCGAGGCCCCUCACCAACAGCUCCCGCAAUGGAUCACCAGCCCGAGAAGGCCGCUGCAGCUCACGAGCACAGCGCCAGCACGCCCACCGAGUCGUCGCAGACCUACAACGCCGAGGAGGCUGCUGUAGUCCGCGCCUCGACCUCAUGGAAGUACAAGCAGCUGAAGAUCGGCAGCUACAAGUUCCCCUUCUAUGCCUCGCCGCCCGUGCAGCUGGUCAUCGUCUCCCUCGUCUGCUUCAUGUGCCCCGGCAUGUUCAACGCCCUGAACGGCAUGGGAGGCGGCGGCUUGGUCGACAAGUCUGUCGGUGACAAGACCAAUGUUGCCCUGUACUCGACUUUCGCCGUCGUCGGCUUCUUCGCCGGAACCUUCACCAACAAGCUCGGAAUCCGGAUCGCCCUGUCUUUCGGUGGCACUGGCUACGCCUUGUACACUUCCUCGUAUCUCGCCUACAAGCAUCACCACACCACCGGAUAUUCCAUCUUUACCGGUGCCUAUCUCGGUGUGUGCGCCGGUAUCUUGUGGUGCGCCCAGGGCGCCAUCAUGAUGUCCUAUCCCCCAGAAGCCUCCAAGGGCCGCUACAUUUCGUGGUUCUGGAUGAUUUUCAACUUGGGCGCUGUGAUUGGUGGCUUGAUUCCCCUGGGCCAGAACAUCCACACCAAGACCAACUCCGCCGUCUCCGACGGCACGUACAUUGGAUUCCUUGUCCUAACUCUGAUCGGCGCUGGUUUGUCCCUCUGCUUGGUCAAUGCCAAGGAUGUCGUUCGCCAUGACGGCUCCAAGAUUAUUCUCAUGAAGCACCCGUCGUGGAAGUCCGAGCUGCUCGGUCUCUGGGAGACUUUCCAGACGGACCCCUACAUCAUUGCCCUGUUCCCCAUGUUCCUUGCUUCCAACUGGUUCUACGCCUACCACUUCAACGACAUCAACGGCGCCUACUUCAACACCCGCACGAGGGCCCUGAACAGCGUCUUGUACUACUCGAUGCAAAUCGUCGGUGCUUUCGUUUUCGGCUAUGCCCUGGACCUGGAGAGGUUCAGCCGCCGGGCUCGUGCUAAGGGCGGCAUAAUUGCUCUGUUCGUCAUUAUCAUGGCUAUUUGGGGCGGAGGCUAUGCUUUCGAGAAGACCUACACCCGCGCAGACACGAGCGCGACUGAUGCCGACGGCAACCUAACCUUCAAGACCAAGGAUUGGGAAGAUUCUGGCUACGUUGGCCCCAUGUUCCUCUACAUGUUCUACGGCUUCAUUGAUGCUGCGUGGCAGACAUCUGUCUACUGGUUUAUGGGAGCUCUUACCAACAACUCGCGAAAGCUUGCCAACUUUGCCGGUUUCUACAAGGGCAUCCAAUCCGCUGGCGGCGCCAUCACCUGGGCUAUGGACGACCAUGGAGUCUCGUACACGGCCAUGUACGCUUCCAACUGGGGUCUCCUCGUCGGCAGUCUGCUUUGCGCAGUCCCCGUUAUCCUCUGGAAGGUCGAAAACACCACCGCUCUCGAGAAGGAUCUCGCAUUCACCGACGAGACUAUCGAGGACGUGGUUGCCACCAAGAUCAUCCACGAGGACGAGAAGGCUUAAUUUCCCCUCUCUUUCCUUUUCCUACUAAUUCACUUCGUGUAUCUACGGUGUAGUUGAGCGUUUAUUUGAGCAAGCGACUUCCACGCGACACACGAGGCGGAGAAUUUACGAGCGAGCAUUGUCGUUAUGAGAGCACGGUGGGAGUCGUCCUAGAGAGCUGGGCUACAAGAUCUGCUAGAGGGGGUAGCUACUUACAACGAUGCAUCUUAUAUGCGUUAAAGGGUACAUGGUCGGGCUCUAGAGGGAGGAUAGGUCGUGUUCCUUGAUGGCUGGCAAUCGUAGU
This is a messenger RNA of Mytilinidion resinicola, 1946 nucleotides long. Its product is annotated as MFS general substrate transporter. Bases 122 to 1663 code for a protein of 513 amino acids. The transcript has 3 exons. The record is from RefSeq and is a predicted model, not a curated record. NCBI's taxonomy places the organism in Eukaryota, Fungi, Ascomycota, Dothideomycetes, Mytilinidiales, Mytilinidiaceae.